CCUCAUCGUCGUCGGAACCUCGCUUUCACAAGUUGUCCAUAUUCAGCAACUAAUGUAUCGCGCCGCCAUACCCUCUGCAGUCCCCAAAUACCUUCGAUGAUGUCUCCUGAUAGAGGCGACGGUGCCUGGUGGCAUCGAGUUCUGCAAGAACUGGCCAUUACGGUCCCUUUGAUGUUUGGGGGCUACUACAUCAUCAAAUAUGUCCUCACACAGAUGAACCUCGACCCCGAAGCGGAACAGAAGGAGCAAAAUCGCUUGCAGUCUGCCGCAAUACUACGACGACUAGACGAUCCCAACCAGAACCAACUCGCGAAACAACAACCAGGUGCGGACCGACCGCCCAGAGAGAAUUUACGCCUGUCUCAAUAUGAAGAAGUCAUUCUACAAGAGCUGGUGUUUCCCGAGGAUAUAUCUGUGUCCUUUGACGACAUUGGGGGUCUAUCGGAUAUCAUAGAGGAUCUAAGAGAGUCGGUGAUAUACCCUUUGACCUUACCAGAACUGUACUCUACGUCUUCCUCUCUGCUGGCGGCCCCUUCCGGUGUCCUCCUAUAUGGUCCUCCCGGUUGUGGCAAGACCAUGCUGGCCAAGGCGCUCGCGCACGAAAGCGGUGCAUGCUUCAUCAAUCUGCAUAUUUCGACCGUUACCAACAAAUGGUUUGGCGAUUCCAACAAACUGGUCAACGCAGUCUUCUCUCUAGCUCGCAAGCUGGAGCCGGUGAUUGUCUUUAUCGACGAAAUCGAUGCGGUCCUGGGUACGCGACAUAGUGGCGAACAUGAAGCAAGCGGCAUGGUCAAGGCCGAGUUCAUGACGCAUUGGGAUGGACUGGCUUCGGCCAACACUUCUGGUCGGCCGCAGCGAAUACUGAUCCUCGGGGCCACCAAUCGCCUCCAGGAUAUUGACGAUGCUAUUCUGCGGCGGAUGCCGAAAAAGUUCCCCAUCUCGCUGCCGAACGCCUCUCAGCGCCUCAAGAUCCUGAAGAUCAUACUUCGAGAUACCAAGCUGGACAAGGAAAAUCUCGAUUUGGAGUAUCUGUCCAGAGUGAUGGCGGGAAUGUCAGGAAGCGAUAUCAAGGAGGCUUGCCGAGAAGCAGCAAUGGUGCCUGUCCGUGAGAUGAUUCAGCGGCAGAGGGAAAGCGGGCAGCGCAUGGAGACCAUGAAAGCAGGAGAUGUGCGAGGUCUUCGCACAGUUGACUUCUUCUUGCGAGCGCGCGCGACCAAGGCCGGUCAGGAUGCAAGGCGAGACAAAGACGAAAGAGAAUGGAGCACCGAGUCGUCAUCCCCGAUCGUGGACGCCGUGGAGGAUGCAGCGGAAGAGCUUCACCAACCCGACUAACAGCCAUCGGUCUCAGUUUUUUCUCAGGUUGCGACCCCUGCCACUUGGCGCUUCUCAACAGAACGUGAGAUCAUCUCAGGUACGGGCGUAAUGGGCACUUUAGGUCUAGGCCAGAUGUUGUAAAUACAAGAAAUAGCACAACUUGGACUAGCUUUAUGCAGCACCACCGUAUGCACAAAGGCAUGGGAGACAAGGACACGAGGGGAGGCAAGGGCAGCUCGAAAAUCAACCGGAAGGCUUUUCCCACUUUGACUGGUGCAUGAAAUCAAAUCAAAUCAAAUCAGUCCGCGAGGAUGAUAUGCUUUUGGGUGUGUCGACUAGUAGCAUGAUAUUGUAGCGCAGCCCCCGGUACCCCGCAAAGAUCAAGUUACUGGCGGGUUUGGAGUGCG
Cladophialophora immunda is the source of this 1721-nucleotide messenger RNA. RefSeq lists its product as uncharacterized. Gene Ontology annotation, cellular component: mitochondrial outer membrane. The record is from RefSeq and is a predicted model, not a curated record. Lineage: Eukaryota; Fungi; Ascomycota; Eurotiomycetes; Chaetothyriales; Herpotrichiellaceae. Gene Ontology annotation, molecular function: ATP binding; ATP hydrolysis activity. The coding region runs from base 97 to 1332 and encodes 411 amino acids. The transcript is spliced from 2 exons.